This is a messenger RNA of Didymodactylos carnosus, 429 nucleotides long. Lineage: Eukaryota; Metazoa; Rotifera; Eurotatoria; Philodinida; Philodinidae. The record is from the annotation of a GenBank genome assembly.
AUGAAACUUCGUCCCCAACUAUAUAUGUCAACUAAUAUCGUAACAACUAUCAUACAUGAAUUGGCCGCGCCAUUUCAACAUCAGCAUCAAGAUGCUUGGGAAUAUCUUCCCUAUCCUGAUGAUAAAUUCGAAGAUAGCUUUGAUUUAGCAUGCGCAGUUGGUGAUCGAUUUGCUUUUAAUCAAAUAUAUAAUUACAACGAUAAAAAUUUUGUCCCGGGUGUACCUAUCAUCAUAUCAAUUGAAUCACAAUCUUUCCAUAAUAAAUUUUCAAUAUUAUUCAAUCCGUAUUUGUACGUUGUUACAAUUCAACAUGGUUCAUUCGAAGGUGUCUUACACAAAUGUUAUAAUGAUUUUGUUGAAUUACAUAAAGGUUUACUCAAAUUUGUUGAAACAGAAACAAAUAGAACAAUUGAAAGCUUAAAUAAGUAA